This is a messenger RNA of Fusarium venenatum, 1719 nucleotides long. RefSeq lists its product as uncharacterized. The record is from RefSeq and is a predicted model, not a curated record. Gene Ontology annotation, molecular function: protein binding. NCBI's taxonomy places the organism in Eukaryota, Fungi, Ascomycota, Sordariomycetes, Hypocreales, Nectriaceae.
AUGUCAAAGCGUAAGGGUGCAUACAGCGAGGAGAGCUCUGGCUCUCACACCCAUGAUGUAGUUCAACCUCGGCCAUUAAAGCGUUCACGCAUCGCCAAUGCAGCUUGCAACUCGCCAUUUCAGGAUAUACUCACCAGAAUAUCUUCUGAAAUCCUGUUGCGAAUCCUUUCAUUUCUUUCAUCAUCCGAGCUCCUCACCAUUUCCCCCACUUCCCGUCGCCUUUACCGUCUUGCCUCGGAUCCUCACCUGUGGCGCGAACAUUACUACGAGCGGUUUGUCCUCCCGCGCGCGUUGCGCAUACCUGGAUUUCGCAUCGGUGGAGCUGGCGGUACCAGACUUCAAUACUCGGCGCGGCGGGCUGUGUGGGCAGACGGAAGAAAAGGCAGAGCGCCGGACGAUGAGUUCUUGAAAGAAGGCAGCAAGAACGAAAGCGUUGAUUGGAAGAGACAAUACAAGUUACGCCACAACUGGGCCAGAGGUAAAUGCGCAGUGGAGGAAGUCAGCGUGCGGGAUGCGUCAGAAGAGGGUGACGGGCAAAAGAGAACGCUGAUCAAGGUCGUUGAGGGCAUAGCGAUAACGGCCGACUCGGAAUCUGGAUUACGCGCAUGGGACCUUCGGACGCGACGGCCAACCGCGCAACUCGAAUUUCGCGAGGGCGACGAACAUGAUGAUAAUGCGCCGACAUCGCUUGCAGUGGACGAAAGCAGCUCCGUGACAGAGGUGGAUAUUGUAGUGGGAUUUGCUAAUGGCGGUUUCGGGCUGUGGCGGUUGAACCUGGAACAACAAGAAUUGACACGGAGAUACCGGCACGAGAAAAGCUGCAAUGGGGAAAUUAUCGCGGUUGCCUGCGGUCAUCCUUAUGUAUUAACAGCGACAACGGCUGGUCUGAUCUCACUCUAUACAUUUAAUCGACCGGCCCCUGAGCCUACAGACGACUCUACGAACAAUGCCAACAAGAUUAUCAAACCGCUCUCGCACGGGGCAGUGGAGCAACAGGUGAAGCCUCGAAACAUGAGCACGAUCCUGCCGCCGCCCUACCUUCUUACGUCUCUCAAGUCGCACACCACACACCUUCCUCUCGCUCUAUCGAUACGACGUAUGCCGGCUUCCGCAAACGCCUCUAUCGCGUACACCUUCCCAGUCCGCGACGGCUGGUGUAUCGGCGUCCAAGACCUACUCAUAACGCCGUCUCCCGAUGGCUCCGGCGUUGACAAAUUGACAUCCCGCCUUGCUUCGACACUCCCCAUUGCAGCCUCAGGCGGCGUCGAUACUGUCCGAACUCACGGGUCACGUUCAGAGCUUAUGACCCUCUGUUACAGCCACCCAUACCUCCUCGCCACACGGCCAGACAACACACUUGUUUUAUAUCUCUGCACGUCAACCACCAAAUCUUUCUCGCUGUCUUCUGGCAUCCGCCUCUGGGGCCACACGUCAGGCAUCUCGGACGCUGAAAUUACACCGCGGGGUAAGGCUGUUAGUAUAAGCACACGGGGCGACGAGAUCCGCGUAUGGGAGCUAGAGGGCCGCGUCGGAGGCAGCAGCAUCGAGGUGCGACCUACGACUAGGCAACCGGCUGAUGGCACAGACAGUCCUACAACAGUACCGCGGGCCGAGUGGGAGGACCGCAGGAAUUGGGUCGGCUUUGACGAUGAGAUGGUCAUCGUUCUCAAAGAGACACGAGACGGUCGCGAGAGCUUGAUGGUUUACGACUUUACAUGA